Messenger RNA from Prionailurus viverrinus (fishing cat), 1293 nucleotides. RefSeq names its product keratin 20 (gene KRT20). The record is from RefSeq and is a predicted model, not a curated record. Gene Ontology annotation, molecular function: structural molecule activity. The transcript has 8 exons. The coding region runs from base 1 to 1293 and encodes 430 amino acids. Lineage: Eukaryota; Metazoa; Chordata; Mammalia; Carnivora; Felidae.
AUGGAAUUCACCGGCAGAAGCUUCCACAGAAGCCUGAGUUCCUCCUUGCAAGGCCCUGCACUCAGCAUGAGAGGUUCCAUGUAUGGGAAGGGAGGCAUGCAGCACUUUGGGGCGGCACCCAGCGUCUAUGGGGGGGCUGGAGGCCAGGGCAUCCGCAUCUCGACCUCCAGACCCAUGGUGGGCUAUGGGAGUGAUCUCACCAGAGGAGACGUGUUUGCUGGCAAUGAUAAGAUGACCAUGCAGAACCUAAACGACCGCCUAGCAAGCUACCUGGAGAAAGUACACUCCCUGGAGCAGUCCAACUCCAAACUCGAACUGCUCAUCAAGCAGUGGUAUGAAACAAACACACCCGGCAUCAGGGACGACAGUGCAUAUUACCAACAAAUAAAAGAGCUGCAAGACCAGAUUAAAAGUGUACAACUGCAAAAUUUUCACUGUGUCCUGCAAAUUGAUAAUGCCAAACUAGCUGCUGAGGACCUCAGGCUGAAGUAUGAGGCUGAGAGGGAGACGCGCCUGACAGUGGAGAGUGAUAUCCAAGGCCUGAAUAAGGUCUCGGCUGAUCUAUCCCUAAGUAGAACAGACUUGGAGAUUCAAAUUAAAGAACUGACUAAAGACCUGGAUCUCCUCAAAAAAGAACAUCAGGAGGAAGUAGACAGCCUACGCAGACAUCUGGGCGAUACCGUAUGUGUAGAAGUGGAUGCUGCUCCAGGCCUGGAGCUUGGCACCAUCAUGAAUGAAUUGAGGCAGAAGUACGAAACAAUAGUCCAGGAGAACCUUCAGAAGGCCAAGGAACAGUUUGAGACACAGACUCAACUUCUGCAGCAACAAGUCACAGGGAGCACUCAAGAGAUCAAAGACAAUGAGGCUCAAGUAAAGGAGCUGAGACACACCUACCGGAACCUAGAGAUCGAACUCCAGUCCCACCUCAGUAUGAAAGAAUCUUUGGAGCGUACAUUAGAGGAGACCAGAGCUCGUUAUGGUAGCCAAUUGGCCACCAUCCAGGCACUGCUGAACUCCAUAGAAGCCCAAAUGACACAGAUUUGGAGUGAUACAGAACGCCAGAACAAGGAGUACAAUAUCCUCCUUGACAUAAAGACCCGGCUUGAGCAGGAAAUUGCUACUUACCGCCGCCUUCUGGAAGGAGAAGAUACAAACACAACUAUAGAGCAUCUGCCGAGCACCCUGGAGGAGAAAGAUGUGAAGAGAAAAAGGAAGAUUAAGACGAUUGUGGAAGAAGUGGUGGACGGCAAGGUUGUGUCGUGUGAAACCAAAGAGAUGGAAGAAGAUGUGUAA